AUGGGUGACCAAACUCCGCUGUGGCCACCUGGGUUUUAUCCACUCCCUCAUCAUCUUACAUUGCUCAAGCUAUUAUCAUUGCGCCAGUUGGCGACAGUUCCGCUACCGGUUAUACCGUUUUCCAGUAUCAUUGCUCGCUAUGGCAGUUUUCCAUAUAUUCCGCAAGGGUUUGGAAAUUAUCCAGGACAUAAUAUGAUGUGGCAUUUUCCAUAUGCUUCAUGGAGCCCAUUUUGGAGAUACUCAUUCGAACCGAUACAGAAUCAGCAAGAAAUCCUCUAUGAUAUCAACAAAAACAACAACAAUAUCUGUCAAUUGUUGAAGCAGAUCGAUAUCGAACACAAAAAAGAAGACGAAAUCACAGAGGUCCAAGCACAUUGGCCACUUGCUCCGGAAUACCCGGACAAAACGGGAGAUCCGUCAUUUUCGAACACUUCAGGCGACGAUGAGGAGGAAACGGCCACAAUUCCUCGAGACAUUCUCUUGGAGCCAUUCAAAGCACCGUACCGACGCGAAAAUCUUCUAGAAAUUAAGGACAACUCGGACAUUUUCGUUGGUGUCCAGAAUUGGAACAACAUCGAUAUCUGCCAACCUCCAAGAACUCCAUCGUGGUCGUUUGCAAAAGGUGACGAUAUUAUUCCGGCAAAAUUCACGACCACCGGUUAUGCCUAUUUCGAGAAUUCGAAUUACCCUUCAUUCCCGGUUUUCGACCCAAAAGACCUCCAAUAA
This is a messenger RNA of Caenorhabditis bovis, 726 nucleotides long. NCBI's taxonomy places the organism in Eukaryota, Metazoa, Nematoda, Chromadorea, Rhabditida, Rhabditidae. The record is from the annotation of a GenBank genome assembly.